GAAGGGGCGUGAGAUUAUAAAACCGAGGAUCGCCGUGUGUCCUUUUUGUACCUUCCACAUAGUCCCAACCGCCCACGGCCACCAUCUGCUGCUCCCGAAGCAGAGGCUCAUACAACGGCGUCAAGCCUGGAGCUUUAAAGACAACAACGGGGGUAUCCCAUUUAAAGCACCACGGUUCCUGAUUAGCUGAGUGAAAUUUAUCACUAAAGCUAAGACCACCGUUGUUGACGCCAUCCACCAGUCCCACAAAUCAGAACAAAAUGGUGCAGAACAAGAUCACCGAAGUUACCGGAUUCCAUCUCUCUUUUAAGGGCCAAAAUCCCUUUGAAUCUGAGGAAUUUUCCAAAACAGGAUCCCAUCUCCUUGAAUCUGCCUUCAAUUUUGAUUGUUCCGCCCGACCUGACAUGCCAUCCAGCCAGCCCAUCGACAUCCCAGAUGCCAAAAAGAGAAACAAGAAGAAAAAGAGAUGCCGGGCAACAGACAGCUUCUCAGGGCGAUUUGAGGAUGUAUAUAAACUGCAAGACGAGGUGCUGGGAGAAGGGGCCUAUGCCAGAGUCCAGACCUGCAUCAACCAAAUCACCCACAAAGAAUAUGCUGUGAAGGUAUUCCAUGUGAAGCAUCCGUGCAGAAAUGGCAUUCAAGAGCUAUUGUUAGAAAGGACUUUCCCUUUGAAGCAGUCUCUUGGAAAUGGAAUCAAAUGGGUUACGGGAAUGAUUUUUCCCUCUUUGGCAAGCAGACGUGACUGUAGUUGUUUUGUGCUGACUGGCACUGUUGCAUGUGAUUGGAGAGGGCAUGCUAGAUUUCUGCAAGCAGUGGAUGGUGAGGUCACGUUCAGGCCAUGCUUAAUUCUGGAGCUGGUGGAGUUCUUUGAGGAGGAGGACAAUUUUGACCUUGUGUUUGAGAAGCUGAGAGGAGGUUCUGUCUUGGCCCACAUUCACAAGAGGAGAUACUUCAGCGAGCAGGAAGCCAGCAUUGUGGUGCAGGACAUUGCGAGUGCGCUGGACUUCCUUCACAAUAAAGGAAUGGCUCACAGAGACCUGAAGCCUGAAAACAUCUUGUGUGAACACGAGGACAGGAUUUCGCCUGUGAAGAUUUGUGAUUUUGAUCUGGGCAGUGGAAUUAAACUCAAUAGUGACAGUUCACCCAUCUCCACUCCAGAGCUCCUCACUCCAUGUGGAUCUGCUGAAUACAUGGCGCCGGAAGUUGUGGAAGCCUUCAAUGAGGAGGCGACCAUCUACGAUAAGCGCUGUGACCUGUGGAGCCUGGGUGUCAUCCUCUACAUCAUGCUGAGCGGUUACCCUCCCUUCGUGGGCUGCUGUGGAAGCGACUGUGGAUGGGAGAAUGGAGAACCUUGUCAAGCGUGUCAGAACACCUUGUUUGAAAGCAUCCAGGAGGGCAAGUAUGAGUUUCCAGAGAAAGAGUGGGCUCAUAUUUCCUCCAGUGCCAAAGACCUCAUUUCCAAACUGCUUGUGCGGGACGCCAAGAAACGUCUUAGCGCUGCUCAGGUUCUCCAGCACCCCUGGGUACAAGGGGGUGCCUUUGACUGUCUCCCUUCCUCUAUCCUGCCACAAAGGAACAGCAGCACUAAGGACCUGACGUUCUUUGCGGGCAAGGCUGUUGCCAUGAACCGGCAACUAGCUGAGCAAGACGACCUGGAAGAACAGCAGCUGCAGGACUCUCCUCAGGUCGUCACAGCCAGUGCCACGUCCAUGCGUCUCUCCCCUCCCUCCAACUCCAAACUUGCCAAGCGCAGACAGAGGAGUAGCCUGCUGAAAGGAGCGCCCGUGUCUGCCUCUGAGCUCAGGCAGCUCCUGGCACCGCUGGUCAUUGUGGGAGACUGUGCUUGAUCUGUUGAGCUGGGCUCCCCGUGAACAAUUUUCCAAUUUCAAAUGGACAAAGUAUCUGCUACCUUUAGUGCAAAUCCCUCUCCAUUUCUUCUGCCCACUUGAAUGGGACCCAGCCCUUUCCUAAAUGAUGGUUCAGUUUGUGCCUGUUGCAAAUCCAGUUUUGCUCCCUUAAGCACUGGAGCAAGAGCUCCUACAGCACUUUGAUCAACUCGACAGCAUGGCAAUUACCUUGCGAGCUCAAGGCGAAUGAACUGGACUCCGUUUAGGAUAGAGAUUGGGUUACACAAGCCAUUUGGAAAUUUGUCUAAAGGUAGAGCGUAAAAUACCAGCUCCGACACCAAAGGUCUAAUACCUCCCACCCCCUUCUUUUUGUGCUGCUUCCAUGUUACAACUGGAUCCACUGUGAAUUUUCUCUGUGAGAGAUACAACUGCAUUUGUUUUUCAGGAAUGUUCUUCCUGUAUGUGUGUGUGUGUGUGUGUGUGUGUGUGUGUGUGUGUGUGUGCGCGCAUAUAUCCCUCUCCCCUUCAGAAGAUACUGGUAUGUGCUUAUGCAACCCUGAUGAAGGCUAUUAUGACUUGCAUUACUUUAGCAGAGAUCUUGUAUAAGUGGAGCGAAGCUCUGAUAAUAGUGCCUCGCCUAAUUUAAUGCAUCGCUGUCCUUCCCCCACAGCCUUUUAAUUGCAACAAGAAAAUCCCCUGACUGACCAUUAGGAAUAACUAGUUUUUUCUGUUAUUCAAGCACUUCCAGAGUGUGUCCUUAUAGCUAGAUUAUCCCAGCAGUCUGCUUUCAAGACAUGGGUUCCCCUAGUUGAGGAACCGAUAAAUGCAUUUGAUUUAGGGUGUAUGUGAGGUUUUCGCCUUGCAAGACUCCAAUUGGAAUUGCAGCAUCAGAUGCAUCCAAACCGAUGUCUGGGAAACUCUAACGUUUCCUGUAAAUUUCACUAAAAUCUUAUCAAUAACCGAUAAGAGUGACUAUAAACAUUUCCGAACACAACUGGAAUUGAGUGUAUGCUGGGAAGCAACCAGGUGGUUGCACAAGCACACAUUUGCCAGUGUGACCACAUGAAUGACGAUGGUCGGUAUCAGAGAGUUGAGGCUUUGAGCUUGUACCCCACUUUAAGGGGGCCAUUAUGGUACAGAAAUAUCAAUUUGUCAGAUUGUGGAUGCCACCAAAAAGCAAACUAUAUAAAUAUUAAGAGGGGAGGGAGAGAUUAUUUUCAAGUAACAUAAAACUACAAAAAAAAGAAAACAAAAAAAAAUAUUCCAGAAAAAAAAUAUUUAAAAACAAAAACUAAACAAAAAAAGUCUUCCAAGAAAAUGUAGCCGUAUGAGUGAAAUGGUCUAAGAAAGUUUAUUUUAUUUUUUUUAUACGUUAAUGGUUGACUCCAGUGCAGAGUGUGCCACACUGAUAUUUCAAACGUUGUUGAGCUUUGUUUAACUUUUUAUUGAAAGAAUAUAAUUUUUAUGUAGGUGCUGUUCAAGUGGAACGUUUUCCUUUUUUAUAGUUUUGUUACUUUAUUAAUGUUGAUUUAUAUGCUGUAAAGAGUGAGAAGAGUGUAUGCGAAUGUGACUGGAGUUAGGGGGAGAAAGGAAGGAAAAAAGAAAGGGCGUCAUAUAGUCUGUUCAGAUCUGAUGAUUUUACUGUUUUUGUUCUUGCUUUGGAAAUGACUUCAGGGUUGUUUAAACUCCCCUUUUCUCUCAGAAAUUAUUGGUGGCUUGAUCGUUUUAGUAAGACGCAUCAAUUUUAGCCAAAGUGCGCUCGUUUCUAAAAUCGAAUGCACUGAGGUAUCUGGUAGUGCUGAUCUUGAAUCAGCUUUAGCCUUUCCUAUGCCAAUUCAUAAGACACCGCGUACCUGGUAGAGCUGAGCACAGACCAUCAUUCACUCUCCGAGGUGCAUAAAACAUUUGAGUCCAGACGUCUGGAUUCAUAUUGAGUGUUUAUAAAUUCUGCAAGCAUUAGUGUCACCAAUGGGAGUUCAAAUCACCCAAGCAUACGUUGAAUGUUUUCAGAGUGUCGCCCGUUCUAUCGUGUUGCUCUGAGAUGCUUUGAGAACCCUAAUGGCAGUCCUUGAUUUGGAAGGGCCCAUUGUGCUGAUUAUUAUGACACUGAUUGUAACCUUUAUUGUUUUUUUUUCGUCUUUCUUUCUUUCUUUUAAGAAUCUUUUUACAGAUGCAUCUUUGUGGGUUUUUUAUGUCUUAUAGUAAGACUUGAAUUGUAUGUGCAGAAGUUUCCUCAUGUUUUGUUCAGGAAACUUAUUUUGCUACAAUGUAUAAAUGGCAAACAAAAAUGUUCAUAAGCUGAGAUUUAAAGCAAUCUUUGGUCUGGAAAGUACCAUUUCCACCACUUCAGUUCAGUAUUUUAUCUUUCUCCUUGGCUUUGGUAUAUUGCAGAAAUCCCAAGUGUUUUGGGUUUGUAUUUUCUGAGGAGUCUGUGGCGCUUGGCUGGUCCUCUAAAGUCCCUGUGCCUCUGACAAAAGAUUCACCACUCUUUUACCCAUAUUAUAGUUAUGGGUUGCCUUCUAUUAACAGAUCUGUCUUGGAUUUUCAAAAAUGAUUUUUUUUAGGGGGUGUAGAAAGUUCUCAUUCAAUGUUCAGCCCAAUAUUAGCCAUUACAAACAAGUGUAAAUUAUCAUAUGAAGUUUCUUUGUUUUCUUUUCCCCAACUCAAAGAUUAUUGGGAUAAUAAUAUUCAAUAGUAUACUGAUAAUAGUAUUCAGGUGCACAAUUUAAACUUUUUUUUAAAAAUAUAUCUAAUGUGACCCUUUAGUCCGAAGGCUAUUGUUUUGGGGGUGUUGUCAGCAACACUUAUUAAGAGCACUGUUUGUCCAUUUCCAAAUUCCAAACUUUGUCCAAAAUAAUAAUUGGGGGGAAAUCUAAAAUGGGGUCACAUUUAGGGCAACAGGUAUUGAUUUAAUAAAAAGCACUUUACUGUACAAUGUGGCUGACUGCAGUUCACACGAAGCUAAAUUUAUGACUGUUGUGACAGAAUUUUGUAUCGUUUUGUACAAAACAAACCAACAAAAAUGCAAUAAAAUGCUUUGAACAGUG
Messenger RNA from Sinocyclocheilus grahami, 4894 nucleotides. RefSeq names its product MAP kinase-interacting serine/threonine-protein kinase 2-like. Gene Ontology annotation, molecular function: ATP binding; protein kinase activity. The transcript is spliced from 14 exons. Bases 261 to 1847 code for a protein of 528 amino acids. Gene Ontology annotation, biological process: protein phosphorylation. NCBI's taxonomy places the organism in Eukaryota, Metazoa, Chordata, Actinopteri, Cypriniformes, Cyprinidae. The record is from RefSeq and is a predicted model, not a curated record.